Cooperia oncophora is the source of this 300-nucleotide messenger RNA. The record is from the annotation of a GenBank genome assembly. NCBI's taxonomy places the organism in Eukaryota, Metazoa, Nematoda, Chromadorea, Rhabditida, Trichostrongylidae.
AUGAUGCCCGAUCAAAAAAGCAAUCUGAUGGACCAUAUGUUCGACAUGCUGGAAGAUUACACAACGACUCUUGAGUUAGACGUGGAAGAUAGAACAAAGCAAUUGCAGGAAGAGAAGAAAAAAGCCGAUGUAUUGUUGGGAAGAAUGUUGCCGAGGCAAGUAGCUGAUCGCUUGAAGCUCGGCCAAACAGUGGAACCAGAGAAUUUCGGAAGUGUCACAGUGUUUUUCUCCGAUGUUGUCAAGUUUACUCAGUUGGCCGCUAAGUGCACACCUUUUCAAGUAUGUUAUUAUACAGGGUGA